Messenger RNA from Sporothrix brasiliensis 5110, 2025 nucleotides. RefSeq lists its product as uncharacterized. The record is from RefSeq and is a predicted model, not a curated record. The transcript has a single exon. NCBI's taxonomy places the organism in Eukaryota, Fungi, Ascomycota, Sordariomycetes, Ophiostomatales, Ophiostomataceae. The coding region runs from base 1 to 2025 and encodes 674 amino acids.
AUGGUCUACUCUUCCGCGCCACAGCUGGCGUCCACGUACCGGUUAUGGCACCAGUUCACAAUGCCCAUUGACGGCGGCCAACGCCUUGCCAUUUCCGUUCCCAGCUACGUCGCCGACCAGCUCAGCUCCGCCUACACAAUUAUGGUCACGGCCAUGAUCGUUAACGUAUGGUGCAUCUGCUUUGCGCUGGGCUUCUUCUACAUCAUGCGGCACAACCACGAGCUUGGUUCGCUGUCGUCCAACCUCUGGAACAAGCGUGCUUCCAUGUCCGACUCGCUCUUGAGUCUCAUGCAAAAGCAAGCCUCCCAUUGGAAGCGCUGGUGGGUUUACCCGGCCAUUGGCAUCAUUGUCGGCUGCUGGGUUGCUGAGACCGUGCUGUCCAUCAUCAUCCCGCCCUACAUUUUCAUCGACACUGCCGCGCCCGUCAACAUCGACUCCAUUGUUGUUCCCCCCAACUCCGGCACCUCCGACUCGGCUACUGCCCAGCUCUUCUCGCUCGACGUGCCGGCCGCUCUGCGUGCCGUCGGCGGCGCCCUGGUGGCCGCCAGCGACGUUGCUGAGCGCGUCACCAUCUCACAGCGAGACAUUGGCACCACCGCCACGUUUGAGCCCAUCCAGGAGAUCGACUACAGCUAUUACGUCACAGGCUAUGACUUUGGCCUGCAGCACCAGUCCACUCUGCAGUUGAAUGUUCAAGGCUCGUGCCGCACCGAAUACGGCUGGCUCGUUUCCAGCGACAACUCCUCUGGCUACACCAACGAUACAUAUGCCAUCAUGGGCGAUGCCGCCGCCAACGGCCACAUCUCGCUCUCCCUCUACGACGGGCCUAGUCCUACUGCGUUCUUCUACACGGGUGAAGAUGGCCCGGGCAUUGGCAACACGACAUACGCUGCAUUCAUCUCGUCGGUGGACCGUGUCAGUUUCACUCCUGGCACCGAUGCGCUUUAUUACACGGGCUCGAGCGAGCAGCAGGACUCGUUUCUGGCUGAUACGGACUACAUUGUGCAGCCCGGCCGCCCUGUUCUGUCUUGCUGGGAGUCGAAUGUCUGGUCCUUUAACGGCGCCAACAGCUCCGUAAUCGGCCUCAACAACACGGCUCUGCCCGGACUGGACCUGCCCCUGGCCUUGCAGCUGAUCUUUGCACGCUACCUGGGCGCUCCACGUAUCGAGAGCAUUGGUACGGAGCUCGGCUUGGGCGCGCUGCAGUCUAGUACGUUGGCGCUUGGCACCAUCUUUGAUGCCGGCAGCUCGUCAGCCUUCUCGGAUCUCCAGCGCCUGGUCCUGGCCGCGUUCAUUGCCACCGCCAACACGCUGACCGACACUACCCUGGCCUCAUCGUACCUGGGCUCCAAGACCGCCGCUGGUAAUAUGAUCUAUGGCGACAAUAACGAGCCGCUGUCUGGUGCCGAUGAGUUUGUCGUUUGGAGCAGCGAUGUGUCUACAAUCUCGGUGCGCGCCGCGAUUAUCAUCCCUGUUGUCGCGUUCGCGUCUUGGCUGCUGGUGUUUUUCGUGCUCAAGUUUACACCUCUGGCCAGCGUCAACACGCUUGACAUUCUCGAGCUCCAAAAGAACAUUUACGAAAAGUACCCAGACGCCGACCUGACCAUGUACGACGAGGCUACCUGGCAGGUGCAGAUGCGUCUUCCGUUGGUCGGCGAGCGCCGCCUUCCGUGGGCCAACUGGGGCACAAGUGCCAACGCCACCAACAAGCGGCAGGACGACGUCGAGGCCGGCUACCAGGCGCCCGCCCAACCGACGUAUGCAGCCUCGGGCGAUGCCGAGAAGCAGCAACAUUCACACGCUGGCACGGCGCUCGCCAAUCCCGGAACGCCAUUCCCUGAUAGCAGCGGCCACUACAGUGCGCCAGAGCAGCCGGUGUACGCCGCCGCGGAGCCCUCAAAACCCAGCUACAGCACAACUGUCGAAUCGACGCUGGCCAGCCAGGAGCACGAGGUGGCUGCGGCCGUCGCGCGCGAGGAAGCCGCCAAGCCGGAGCAGGUCUCCAAGGAGAUACCGGAGGCGUAG